Molecule: messenger RNA, 1089 nt
Organism: Triticum dicoccoides
Lineage: Eukaryota; Viridiplantae; Streptophyta; Magnoliopsida; Poales; Poaceae
Product: GDSL esterase/lipase At4g10955-like
Exons: 3
Coding region: 1-1089 (362 amino acids)
Source: RefSeq, a predicted model, not a curated record
AUGGCUUCACACGUUCACCCCGCCGACGCCGACCGCUUCGAUGUCUCCGUGCCGAUGCGUAUGAUUUCUCCGGGAACUAGGAUCGACUGGGACAGGGAGGAGCACCGGCGCUGCAUCGCCGCCUGCCUUGUCAAAGGGACGUACGUGCUCGAGAACGACAGGACACUGUGCAGGAUAGAGCCGAAAGCGCUGGCGCCGGCGUGGUGGAAGAGCUUCCACUUCGACCUGGUGGACGUGCUCACAGACCGCUCGUUCAUGCAUAGGCGUGAUCAAUUCAUCUUCGGCGCCAUCUUUGAGCACGUGGCCCCGGCUCCUCGCCACCCAUCCGCUCCGCGCUACAUCGUCGCCUUCCGAGGAACCAUGCCGCUGCAUCCCAAGGCGGUGCAUGACUUCUGCCUCGACUUCAAGGUCAUCUUCAACACGCUGCCCGACUCAAAGCGCUGCAAGCGCGCGCGCCUCGGGGUGGAGAGCCUCCUGCCCGCCGACUCCGACGUCUGGCUCACGGGCCACUCUCUCGGCGCCUCGGUGGCACUAGACGUGGGGCGGGCUAUGAUGCUGGACAGCAAGCAAGGGCGCAACCUGCCGACCUUCCUCUUCAACCCGCCUCAGGUGUCGCUGGCUCCGGUGAUCAACAAGCUGCUCCUGUCGGAGCCGGUGAAGACGAAGCUGCAUGACGCCAACAACCUCCUGAAGGCUGGUCUCGGGCUGGUCCUGAGUCCCCACCGGAGGCACAUGGAGGAGGUCUUCCAGAAGCUGUCGCCGUGGGUGCCCAGUCUGUACGUCCAUGACAAGGACAUCGUGUGCCAGGGCUUUAUCGACCACUUCGAGCAGCGGAGGCAGCUCGAUAAGAGCUUCCACGGUCUCGCCGGGUCCGCCGUAAAGCUUUCGUACCGUGACAUGCUCUACUCGUUCGUGCGUUCCAAGGAGAAGGAGCUGCCGCACCUUCUGCCGUCGGCGACGCUGUGGAGGAACUCAAGCAUGGACAAGGACGUCAACUGGCUCCACCGGCGGUUCCACGCGCACGAGCUGCAGCAGUGGUGGAAAGCGGAUGCCGACCUCGGGUUAAGUCCCAGCAGCUAUAGCCUAUAG